Molecule: messenger RNA, 1077 nt
Organism: Gordionus sp. m RMFG-2023
Lineage: Eukaryota; Metazoa; Nematomorpha; Gordioida; Chordodea; Parachordodidae
Product: transmembrane protein 222-like
Exons: 2
Coding region: 84-887 (267 amino acids)
Source: RefSeq, a predicted model, not a curated record
AUAUUUUCUAAGAUAAAAUGAUUAAAAUUCUACAUUAAUUUUAGCCAAAAAAAUAAUCUAGAUAUAAUGGAACCAAUCAAUCAAUGAUAUCACCUCGAUCAACAUUCACCCCGAUCUCUAACAUUCCUUCUUCUUCCGAAGAAAACACACAUUACCAUUCCGAUGAGGUAGGCAAACGCCCGAAAAAUUCACUUCACGCCUCACUAAAUGGCAACCUUGCACCAUCUUCUUCCUCUUUUUCCUUCCCGCCUACAAGCCUUGUGUGGACCCCAAUUCCUUUCAUAACUUGGUUCCUACCAUUCGUCGGGCACAUGGGUAUAACAUCCACGCGGGGAAUUAUAUACGAUUUUGCUUCUCCUUACCACGUAUCGGUUAAUGAUAUGGCUUUCGGUUCGCCCACUAAAUAUUAUCCCAUAACUCCAGACUCUAUCAUGCUUUCCUACCUCCCCAAGGGCGCCUUUGAGAAAAUUUCUUCUCAGCUCGAGAAGCAAGAUUUGAAUUAUAUCGCCGCCAAACUGUGGGACCAAUCAUUGUUGGAAUCCUCUAGAGAGUACAACAAUUAUCACGUUCACAACUUGUUUUACGAUAACUGUCAUUCCCAUGUAGCCCUGUGUUUGAAUACUUUUGCCAAGAAAAUUAGGCAGGGAGCUCUAACCUCUCCAACAAUUUCUGACAAAGAUAGCUCCAUUAAUACGUGUAAUAUUGCUAAUAACGAAGAUAUCAGCGGCAUACGUCCUUACUGGUCGGUGUCAAAACUCGCGACUCUGAUGUUUUUCAAAGGUAAGUUCAUAUCUAAACGAGCAUUUUUUGCGACCUGGAUGCCCUUCAUAAUUAUUUUUACCUUGAUUUGUUCAUUGAUUAUCGUAUACAAUUAUUUUACACUCUAAUUAUUCAUUUUAAAUUAUCCGAACCAUCGUUAUUUUAAAUAGUAAUUCUAAUUACUUCUAUUAUAUUUAAAAGACCGGAUUUCGCGCUUGAUUUUUUACGGUCUAUGCAAUACUAAUAUGUACUUCUAAGAUUAUAUUAUAAUUUUAAUUGUAAAUAUAAUCCACUCUAAUGAUAUUUUUUUGAACAAUU